AUGUGGGCGACGUAUAACAAGCGCGAAGACACGGUGCCUGGCGAUGAUGCGUACGUUAGCCGCUCGGAACCGCUCCCUACGGCCGUCCCCGCAGCCGACCGGCUCGUAGCGAUUGGCGAUAUACAUGGUGAUUAUCAUAAGGCAGUACGCGCAUUUCGGCUGGCGGGCUUGACAGAUGAGCACGGCCGAUGGAGCGGCGGUAGUACGGUGGCCGUCCAGGUGGGCGACAUCCUUGACCGCGGUGAUCAUGAGAUCCGCACCCUCAUCAUGCUGGAGCGCCUGGCACGAGAGGCAGAGGCUGCGGGAGGGCGGCUGUACCUGCUUAACGGCAACCACGAAACCAUGAAUGUGAUGGGAGACCACCGUUACGCCACGCCGGGCGCCAAUCUGGAGGUGUUGGGACUCUCCACAUGGCGGGACUUCUGCACGCUCAUGAAGCGACGCAGCGGCUGCCCGGCGCCGGAUGGGCAGUUGGACCCUCUGCAGGAUCGCCGAAAUGCCGCGGCGCACGCGUCGUCCUCCCCGGCUGCUGCUCAGAUGGCCCGGUUGCGGCCCUACAACUGGUUGCGCAGCAGAGCGCUGCGGCCGGGUAGCGAGAUUUCACGGCGCUUCUUUGCAGCACGACCGACGGUGCUGCAGGUCGGCGAUAACUUGUUCGUGCAUGGCGGCGUGCUGCCUGCGCACGUCGAGUAUGGGCUGGAGCGCAUUAACAGGGAGACGCAGUCAUGGCUGCUGGGAGGCCCUGGCGCGCCCGCUCGGCCGCCUGCGUUCCUGCUCGGCGGCUCUGCCAUCGUGUGGGCGCGGGCCUUCUCCGCAUCCGAUGAAAAGCGCUGCGACUGCGAGACGCUGCAGAACGUGUUGGAGUCCAUACCCGGCGCCCGGCGCAUGGUGGUGGGUCACACCAUCCAGACUCGCGGCAUCAACAGCGCCUGUGAGUCGCGGGUGAUUCGGAUAGAUGUGGGCAUGUCGCACGGCUGCGGAGACUUUCCCGUGGAGGUGCUGGAGGUGCUCAAGGACGGCCAGGUUCGGAGGCUCCGAGAGCACGGUCCCCCUGUCCCCGUGGGGCCCGCGCCUCCGCGCCGCUCGCAACACGCGCCCCAGCAGCCAUCACAACACCAACACCACCAGCAGCCACCACAGCAAGGAGCCGUGCACGCGGGCAAAGAAACACGAGUCGGCUCUGUCGCCGCUGGCGCGGCCUCGACAGCAGCCUGA
This is a messenger RNA of Volvox carteri f. nagariensis, 1215 nucleotides long. RefSeq lists its product as uncharacterized. Bases 1 to 1215 code for a protein of 404 amino acids. NCBI's taxonomy places the organism in Eukaryota, Viridiplantae, Chlorophyta, Chlorophyceae, Chlamydomonadales, Volvocaceae. The record is from RefSeq and is a predicted model, not a curated record. The transcript is spliced from 8 exons. Gene Ontology annotation, molecular function: hydrolase activity.